Lentinula edodes (shiitake mushroom) is the source of this 695-nucleotide messenger RNA. RefSeq lists its product as uncharacterized. The coding region runs from base 201 to 596 and encodes 131 amino acids. NCBI's taxonomy places the organism in Eukaryota, Fungi, Basidiomycota, Agaricomycetes, Agaricales, Omphalotaceae. The transcript is spliced from 6 exons. The record is from RefSeq and is a predicted model, not a curated record.
GGGAAGUUUUUACAUCUUAGAAAAGCUUAAGCAAGGAGAGUACCUCGUAUGAUGCUCAAUGAUAUGUGUUUUUGGUACUGCAUCUGAGAGCGUACAAUCCGGAACUACAUGCUCAUCACUCUCCCCAAUUAUCGUCUUCAUCAACAUCUGUUGUUGAACUACCUUCAUAAACCAAACGCUAACGACCCAAUUUACUUACGAUGAAAUCCACGUCCUCCAUUAUGAACCUGCUCGCUUUCUUCAUGACGAUCCUAUUCACGAUUUCGAACGCUGUCCCUGUCUUCAAGCGGGAUGUGUUCGUUCCUCCCAUCACUUAUCCGACUAGCACGACCGUGUGGAACAACGGAGAAAUUCACAAUGUCACUUGGGACAUCUCUCAGGCUCCUGUAAACAUCACAAACAAACUUGGCAGAAUUCAGCUUCGUCAAGACGGUCUCACCACUCCUCUGGUCCUCGCCGAUGGCUUUGACAUUCUUCUGGGAACCAUCAAUGUCACCGUGCCAUUGGUUAUCACAGCCAACAACUAUGAGUUAGUUUUAUUCGGAGACUCGGGAAAUUUCAGUCCUGAAUUCACCAUCAAUGGUGUCUCCGAGUAAAUUCUGGGGUCCAGUCUUUCAGUUUCUUUCAUGUUUCUUUCAUGCUGAGGCACUGAGGUUCAUAACUUUGGACAAUUUUUCCAAUGAUCAGUGGACCUU